CCACUGUAUGUGACUGUGUGUCAAAAUGAACCUCGCUUUCUUACUUUUGGAGGGCAACUUUUCUAAAGCGCGCGGCAGGAACUUUUCUCAAUUAAAUAUUAAAUGAGCUGCAACGAGGAAAGCGAUCGAUUACCAUCCGUUCAACUGCCAUUGAGUAAAUCGUACACAUACGCCAGUCCAAUACCUCAAUCCGUGGUUGAUUCAAAUGAGGCGUGUAUGCUUGGCGUUGACGAGGCUGGCCGUGGUCCCUGUUUAGGACCAAUGGUUUAUGCCGUUUGUUAUUAUCCUGCCUCGCGUCAUGACGAAUUCAAGGCGCUGGGAUUCGACGAUUCCAAGAAAUUGACAGAGGAAAGACGCGUCGAUCUUGCCAAAAUUAUCCAGCAAAACCUCGAUUGGGUUGGUUGGGCAGUCCAGGUCAUUGCUCCUCAGGAAAUAUCGACCAAUAUGCUCAGCCGACCCCCUUACAACCUUAAUGAAAUGGCACACAGCGCAACGAUGCAACUGAUACGCAAUGUCUUGAACGCCAAGAUCAAUGUGACAGAGAUCUUUGUGGAUCCCGUUGGUCCAUCCCAGUCGUACAAGGCGAAACUCUCGCGAUAUUUCCCCGGUAUCGAGAUUACUGUCGAGCCUCGCGCCGACUCCUUGUAUGCGUCCGUCAGCGCGGCCAGUAUUUGCGCCAAGGUGACCCGCGACCAAGUACUACAGCACUGGAUAUGGCUAGAACCUGGGCUGGAAGGCAAAGUGUCCAAGUCAUUUGGAUCUGGUUACCCAUCAGAUCCAAACACCGUAAAGUGGCUAGGUGAAAACGAGGAUCCCUUUUUCGGGUUUCCUAGCCUGAUUCGCUUCAGCUGGAAAACAAUUAGCAACCGUAUGGACACUACGCUUCAAGUGGAAUGGUCGGAAGAUGAAGAUGAGGAAGACACUAAGCCGAAAAACAUAAGGAAACGGAGAACACAGGCUCAAGCGCCGACAGCAAACAAGGACACUGGUAGCCGUCAGCAUCAUAUGAACGGCAGAACCUAUAAACAGCUCUGCUUGGAAACUGUCAAUACACUUUAAUCAUAACAUUUCAUUUAACAACAUCAUGUACAUAGUAGUAAGAGCAUAGUAAAUAUUCAUGCACGCCAGCUUCAGUUCUUGUACGCCCCCUCCUGUCUGUUUUCUCCCUUUCUUCCAGCCCCCUUGUUUACAUUUUCUGUUGCCAUCUUAUUCGGCGUUACGUAUUCAUGAGUGAUUGUUGUACGAGCGAGACACGAAUAUAAGAGAGAUAGAGAGAGAGAGAGAGUUAGGAGGGGGAUUGCUGUUUGUUGCUGUCAUUAAAGAAUAUAGACUUUC
Zychaea mexicana is the source of this 1335-nucleotide messenger RNA. Its product is annotated as ribonuclease H-like domain-containing protein. Gene Ontology annotation, biological process: DNA replication, removal of RNA primer; mismatch repair. Bases 103 to 1059 code for a protein of 318 amino acids. Gene Ontology annotation, molecular function: RNA binding; RNA-DNA hybrid ribonuclease activity. The transcript has 7 exons. Lineage: Eukaryota; Fungi; Mucoromycota; Mucoromycetes; Mucorales; Lichtheimiaceae. The record is from RefSeq and is a predicted model, not a curated record. Gene Ontology annotation, cellular component: ribonuclease H2 complex.